Nezara viridula (southern green stink bug) is the source of this 2868-nucleotide messenger RNA. The record is from the annotation of a GenBank genome assembly. NCBI's taxonomy places the organism in Eukaryota, Metazoa, Arthropoda, Insecta, Hemiptera, Pentatomidae.
AAGAGAUAUAGCAUUUAAGAGUUAUACUUGAUAGAUUUACCUUUGAGUUGGUCACUUCAGAGGAGGACUGAGAAGAAAUAAAUUGGAACAGAAUACAGCCUUGAGUGAGUUAGAUACAGCCAAUGAAACACAUUCUUGUUGAUUGAAUAUUAUCAGAGAAGCUUUGAAGGUACUCUCAGUCAAUCCCCAGUCCUAUCUAUGGAUAUAUUGGGCAUUUUAUCAAAAUGGACUUUUGCAUUUAUUUCCCUUUUUAUUCCACAAUAUUGUGUGCGCAAUGUGAUAAUUUUUUUUAAAACUCUUCCAAGAGAUUUAAAAGCAUUUUACGUAGCAUUUAAGGUUAUUUUGGGAAAUUACUUCUAUAAAAAGACGAACGCAAAUGGCAUCUCAAGAUUCCAAAAGGUCCUCAGAGAACAUCCUAAUAAACCUUGCUUUUUAUUUCAAGAUCAAGUUUGGACAUUUAAAGAGGUGGAUGAGUUCAGUAACCAAAUAGCUCAAGUUUUUCAUCAAACAGGAUUUAAGAAAGGAGAUGUGGUUGCCCUUGUUAUGUCAAAUCAACCACAAUACGCUUGUAUUUGGCUUGGUCUUGCUAAAAUAGGUGUGGUUACAGCUCUUAUCAAUUCCAAUCUUACCAGCAAACCUCUUUGCCAUUGCAUCACGAGUGCAUUAUGUAAAGCAGUAAUAUUCUCAGAUGAUCUGUCCACAGUUGUUCUGGCUGUCAAAUCUGAACUACCAGCUGACAUGAAAUAUUUUCAACUUGGGGAAUCAGAAACACCAAAAGGCAUUAUAAAUCUUAAACUGUUUAUGCAAAAUUUACCCAAAACUGUCCCGUUAGAGAAAGAAAUUCUGUACAAUGAUCAUUUAGUGUAUAUUUAUACAUCUGGUACUACCGGUCUACCUAAAGCUGCUAUAGUUCCACAUUCUAAAUUUAUUUUGAUAUCAUUUUUUUGUGAAGAUAUUCUUGGUUUAACCAGUGAUGAUAUAGUAUAUGACCCUCUUCCUCUUUAUCACUCUGCAGGAGGUCUGCUAGGUGUUGCUGCAGCCUUUUUAAGUGGAGCUACUGUAGUAUUGAGGCCAAAAUUUUCAGCAGCAAAUUUUAUUCCUGAUUGUGCUCAUUACAAAUGUACAGUAGCGCAAUAUAUUGGAGAAAUGUGUCGUUAUAUUCUUGCUGUACCCGAGAAACCUACUGAUAAGCAACACAAAUUGAGAAUGAUUACAGGGAUCGGUCUUCGGCCUACUAUAUGGUGUGAAUUUGUAAAAAGAUUUAACAUACCUAUGGUAAUGGAAAUGUAUGGAUCAACUGAAGGAAACUUACAAAUUGUUAACUAUGAUAACAAAAUUGGUGCUGUUGGUUUUAUACCUCGAUUCUUCCCUUUCUCAAGAUUCAUUGGAGCUCUAAUACGGGUCAAUUCUGAAACUAUGGAACCGAUCAGAGGAAAAGAUGGAUUAUGUAUUGAAUGUGACAUAGAUGAACCAGGAAUGUUUGUUGGGAUUAUUCCUAAUAAAGACUCUGUUAAACAAUUUCAUGGUUAUUUAGAUAAAACUGAGUCAAGAAAAAAGUAUCUAUAUGAUGUUUUCAAAAAAGGAGACAAAGCUUUUGUUUCAGGAGAUCUUUUAGUGAUGGAUGAGCUUGGAUAUCUUUAUUUCAAGGAUAGAACAGGAGACACAUUCAGAUGGAAAGGGGAAAAUGUAUCUACUUCAGAAGUGGAAGCUAUAAUUAGUUCAAUACUUGGAUUAAAAGACUGUAUUGUGUACGGUGUUGAGAUUGGUGAUCUUGAGGGUCGAGCUGGUAUGGUUGCUAUAGUAGCGCCUUCUGGAACUAUAGAUUUUGAUGUCCUUGCGGAUUCUCUCAAAACUUCUCUUCCUUCAUAUGCUAUUCCUCUGUUUAUUCGAUUGAUUCCUGAAGUUGAAAUGACAGGCACUUUCAAAUUGAAGAAGACUACUUUGGUUAAAGAUGGUUUCAAUCCUUCUAUUGUCAAAGAUCCUCUUUUCUUCCGUAAAGGGUCAUCUUAUGUACCUCUCAAUAAAGAGAUAUAUGAACAAAUUAUCUCUGGAAAAAUAAGAGUUUAAGAUGUUUAGUCGCUUGAGGUUGAAUUGGAAAUUUCUGACAUCAUGUUGCUGCCCAAGUUGUGGAAGCUGAAAUUUCAUAUGUACCUUAACACUUUUGAUGUUAUAAUAAGGAUUAUUUUGGAUUUUUAACCUUCUAAUAAUUUAGGUUAAUCAACAAAUAAUAUUUGGAAAGGGAGCAUGUUGGUAAAGAAUACAUUUGGUGGUUAUUUAUGAGUUUCAUUUUGUAUUUUUACAUUAGUGUAGCCUCCAAAAGGCUUACCACAGAUAACAGAAGGCAACUCAAUCAACCUAAUUUGUUAGUUUUGGAACCUAAAUCUCUUGCACUUUUCAGAACAACUGAUAUUCAAAGGAGAAAAAUACAUGAAGAGUCACUGUUGUGGGUGCCGCAUCCACCUACUGCACCUAUACACUAUAUUUCUUAACAUUUUUUAGUGAACCUAAGCAAGGGGACCUUCUGAUAAUAACCUAUCACUUCAUAUUAUAAAACUUUUAGUAAUUAAAAGUUUUUAUAAUAUUUAGUUUUUUAUGUUGUCAUUAAUAGAAUAUGUUAUUUAUGAUUUCUUGUUAAGUAUAAUAAAUAAACAUUGUGAUGCUAGUCUUGAUUCACUGUUCUUUCAUACUUCAAUUCAAUUUGAAUGUACCUGCUUUAGUUAUUGUUGUACAGUUCGGUAUUUAUGUUAAUUUUAUUUUAUUGAUAAAUAAAUUUAAUUUGAACUAUUAUAAAUUCAUUUAUAGUUAAUUUUAUUUUAAUUAUAUUUGUAUCCACUCUUGUCUCUUGAAAAUAUAGAUAUUGAUACAGAA